ACAUUUAAGUUAUAAUAAAUUACAUUUUUGUAUGAAUUUAUAAAAUUAAAAUGCAUUAUACUAAAUUAAUAUUGCAUGAUUUAAAUGCAUAUCAUUUCAUUAAAACCACAUUUAAUUUUUUCUUGGUAAUAUAUAAGUAAUGAUACUUUAUGGUCUCUGUCCAGAAGAUAUUUAAUACCUUUAAUCCAAUAUUACCUUUUAGUACUGUGAAGCAAAUAUUUUGUGCAGUUGAAAUGUAAUUUUGUUUCAUUUUAUACCCAUAUCUGUAAACUUUUGAUAAUGAAUAAAUAUAUCGAUACAAAAUUAUGUGUAUGUGAUGUUGAUAAUAAAUUAAAAACGAUUCCUUUAGAGGAAGUUUCUUAUCAUGAAUCAACUGGUGAUUGUUGGAUGGUUAUUUGUGAUAAAGUUUAUGAUGUUACCAAUUUUUUAAAGCAGCAUCCAGGUGGUGAAGAUUUAUUAAUGGAACAUGCAGGUAGAGAUGCAACUUUUGCAUUUCAGGGAGCUGUACACUCAGAUUUAGCAGAACAGAUGUUAAAAGAAUACUUAAUCGGGGAAUUACCAUUAGAUCAGCGUCUAUACCAAAAAUAAAUUAAGCAAUUUUUUAACUGACAAAAAAUAUUAUUGAUUUCUAAAAAAGGACAUUGUUUUCAAUCCAUUUGCGUCUUUUACUUUAUCUUUUACAUUAUUGUUGAUUACUCAACAUUCAAUUUGCUGAAAAGAUUCCU
This is a messenger RNA of Onthophagus taurus, 725 nucleotides long. RefSeq names its product cytochrome b5-like. Gene Ontology annotation, molecular function: heme binding. Gene Ontology annotation, cellular component: membrane; intracellular membrane-bounded organelle. The record is from RefSeq and is a predicted model, not a curated record. NCBI's taxonomy places the organism in Eukaryota, Metazoa, Arthropoda, Insecta, Coleoptera, Scarabaeidae.